AUGGCCUCGUCGAUCACACACAUCGAACCGUCCUUCAUGUCCCGUCUCUCCCUCUCAUCCCUUCUAGUUGAUCUUUUCUACAGAAUUGACCACGAUGCAAUCUUCACCGCCAAGUCGAGGGACACUGAAGUGAUGCCGGUGAAUCUUGAGGAAGGAGGAAUUCUAUCAGACACUGAAACUGACCUUUCGGCAGAUUCAGAAGCCGUCGGCUAUCCAGAAGAGUUGACCAUGCACAUUGUGCUCGGAGCUGCGAUGCAAUAUCUACAGGUCCGGGAAUUUGGCUUCGUCGUCAGCCGCGAAGUGCGAGGAUACUCUUAUGAAGAACUCAUUUUGGCUCUCAAGAGACUUUUGAGGUGGCCUAACUGUCCAUCGCCCGCCGUGACCGAUACAGCAUACGACUAUGUCCACCAAGCCGUGAAAGUGGUUAUCGCGCAGCUAGAGAUUGGCAACUGGCCGAUUGAGCCACUGGCGAGGGACGCACGCGAUGUUGACCUUUUUGCAAUUUAUGACGAUGCUGACACAGCAGGCAGGGUGCAACAACGCACACGAAGGUCUGGGUCUCCGGCAGAGAGCAACUGUUCCAUCACACCGAGCGAAAGCGCCUCGCAAGUGCCUUCCCGGGAGACACGAACGAGACAAUGGUACAGUCCCGCGAACACAACAUCUUGGGGUGAAGAGUCUCAUGGGGUAAGGUAUAUUCGCAAGCGAGGUUCGCUUUCCGCGAUCUUUAAUGUUCGGCGACGCCAUCGGUGCUCGGCACCUUCACCCGAGUCUGUGGAUCGAUGA
Molecule: messenger RNA, 786 nt
Organism: Fonsecaea multimorphosa CBS 102226
Lineage: Eukaryota; Fungi; Ascomycota; Eurotiomycetes; Chaetothyriales; Herpotrichiellaceae
Exons: 1
Coding region: 1-786 (261 amino acids)
Source: RefSeq, a predicted model, not a curated record